This is a messenger RNA of Salvelinus fontinalis (brook trout), 3297 nucleotides long. Its product is annotated as tumor necrosis factor receptor superfamily member EDAR-like. Gene Ontology annotation, molecular function: signaling receptor activity; protein binding. The annotation marks the transcript as partial. Gene Ontology annotation, cellular component: plasma membrane. NCBI's taxonomy places the organism in Eukaryota, Metazoa, Chordata, Actinopteri, Salmoniformes, Salmonidae. The record is from RefSeq and is a predicted model, not a curated record. The transcript is spliced from 7 exons. Gene Ontology annotation, biological process: positive regulation of canonical NF-kappaB signal transduction; positive regulation of JNK cascade.
UUCCUGUCCCAGGACUGUGGUUAUGGGGAUGGGGGAGAGGGCGGCCGCUGUGUGGCGUGUGCAGAGGGGCAGUUCAGUACUGAGACUGGGUUGGCCCCCUGCUGGCAGUGCACUCGUUGUAUUCUGCUAAACCGCCAGGAGAGAGCAGUGUGCUCACCCACCAACAACGCCCAGUGUGGCAACUGCCUCCCAGGGUAUUAUAAGCUCAGAAGUAGGAGUGGGGAGGUGGACCUGUCGUGCAUGCCCUGUUACAGCCCCACAGGCAAGAUCCGGAAAGAGUGUUUACCUUUGCAGUGGAAACACACCUCCACAGCAGUGACGCUGGAUACGGUCCAAGUCUCCAUGGCUCUUAUUGGUUCAGUGACUUCCGCCUCAAUCUUCCUACUGCUUCUGUUGCUUUGGGCCUUACUACUGAUCAUUGAGAGAUUCAAACAGGUUCCAAAGUAUUGUCCUGAAGGUCUACAUUCUGAAGUAGACACAGCCUUCCCACGGAAUACACUCCUCUCUAACACCACAGAGACUGGAGAGAAACCACCAGUUACCCCAUCAGAGAGUCCUGGACCAACACAGAACGCCCAACACAGAUGCCUAAGCUCACUGAGCCAUGAGGGUGAAGUGCAUCCCACCUCCAUUGUCAUCAAUGUCACCACCAACAUUAAGCCAUCCCUUCAACAUGGAGGUGAAGACGGCCCCUGGGAGGGUCAGAGAGGACACUGUCACACACCAGAGGAGAUGGAACAAAAACUGUUGGAAAUCUGCACAGUUUCUCAAGGUCAGAGUCUGGAGGAGCUAAACUAUGACACAGUCCAGGACCUGUCUCUGCUGCUGGACUCAGGGGGCUGUGGCCGGGGCAGUGGGGUGAGAAGGCUGGGCUAUUCCCUGGGUGUCACCCCGGAGGUCCUUUCUAACCUCCAUGGCUUCCAGGAUCUCUUCCAGUACCUGCGCACCUCCACCUACAUCCUACUGCCCCAACUGGCCCAGGCCGCCGCCCUCCUGCCCCGCCCUGACGUUGUUGCUAGGAUACACCGUGGUCUGGUGACCAAUCACACAGAGACAUCCAGGCCCUAGGGACAUGUUGCCAAUCCCACCUUGGCCUGUGUGACAUACAGUGCAUUUGGAAAGUAUUCAGACCCCUUGACUUUUUCCACAUUUUGUUACGUUACAGCCUUAUUCUAAAAUGGAUUCAAUUGUUUUCUCCCCUCAUCAAUCUAAACACAAUACCCCAUAAUGACAAAGCAAAAACAGGCAUUUCGAUUUUUUCCCCAAAAAACAUAAAAUAAUAAUAACUGAAAUAGCACAUUUACAUAAGUUCAGACCCUUUACUCAGUACUUUGUUGAAGCAGCUUUGGCAGCAAUUACAGCCUCAAGUCUUCUUGGGUUUGACGCUACAAGCUUGGUACACCUGUAUUUGGGGAGUUUCUUCCAUUCUUCUCUACAGAUCCUCUCAAGCUCUGUCAAGUUGGAUUGGGAGUGUCGCUGCACAGCUAUUUUCAGGUCUCUCCAGAUAUGUUCAAUCGGGUUCAAGACCGGGCUCUGGCUGGGCCAUUCAAGGAUAUUCAGAGACUUGUCCCCAAGCCACUCCUGGGUUGUCUUGGCUGUGUGCUUUUGGUCAUUGUCCUGUUGGAAGGUGAACCUUUGCCCCAGGUCCUGAGGUCGUGGGGCAAAGGUCAUGAGCGCUGACGUCCUGAACGUUUUGGAGCAGGUUUUCAUCAAGGAUCUCUCUGCACUUUGCUCCGUUCAUCUUUCCCUCGAUCCUGAUUAGUCUCCCAGUCCCUGCCGCUGAGAAACAUCCCCACAGCGUGAUGCUGUGGAGCUCUGUCAGAGUGACCAUCACCUCACUGACCAAGGCCCUUCUCCCCAGAUUGAUCAGUUUGACCAUGCAGCCAGCUCUAGAAAGAGUCUUGGUGAAUCCAAACUUCUUACAUUUAAGAAUGAUGUCCACUGUGUUCUUGGGGACCUUCAAUGCUGCAUAAAUGUUUUGGUACCCUUCCCCAGAUCUGUGCCUCGACACAAUCUUGUCUCGCUCUACGGACAAUUCCUUCGACCUCGUGGCUUGGUUUUUUCACCUGUGGGACCUUGUAUAGACAGGUAUGUGCCUUUCUAAAUCACGUCCAUUCAAUUGAAUUUACCACAGGUGGACUCCAAUCAAGUUGUAGAAACAUCUCACUGAUGAUCAAUGGAAACAGGAUGCACCUGAGCUCAAUUUCGAGUCUCAUAGCAAAGGGUCUGAAAACGUAUUUAUUUUAUGAAUUUUCAAACAUUUCUAAAAACCUGUUUUUGCUUUGUCAUUAUGUCAAUGUUGGUUUAAUCAAGCGAAACAGAGCAGAACUUGACAGUUUGAAACGUGAUUUCUUUUGGGCUAUAAACUGCCAUUGCUUGUACACAUUUGGUUAAAUUAACCCAUUGAAUGUAUAGCCAUUACAUAUGUAAUACCGUUGAACUCCUUUCUGUUGCAUAAGACAGUCUGGAAUCAUUUGUUUGCAUAUGGUGUGAAUAGUCAGCAUUGUAAUGUGACCUAGAUAGAUGACUUGUCAUCCGAAUCACAGGAGGCAAAGCACAGAGACGUCAUCAUUAACCAUCAAAUAGUAUGUAAACGGCAGGCUGUGAACCCAUGACAAAUAUACCAUUGUGGGGUUUAUAGUAUCUCAUAGGUAUACUGGCCCAACAUCUCACUACCACUUCCAUUAUUUGUGAUGGUGGUUAGAGUGUUAAAUAACAUGGGGCUCUUCUGUAUCAUUCAGGGCAGUGUAACUGAACCCACAGUGUCAUGUUUCUCCCUGUUUUCCAUUCAAAUUAAUGAGGGCCCGCUGGCUAAGGCAUGUGAGAUGGGGUAGGACAGAAGCAUUAGUGUUGGAUGGAAAUAGGGAGAACAUGUUGUUUUCUUUAUGGGAGGGGUUGGUUCACCAUUGCAGCAAAGCAGUUUCUCCUGAAACUAUCUCCUCAGACUCUCCAGCUUUCUCCAUAAGGUAAGUCCUCAAGGAGACUUUGUAUUUAUGCUAUGACAGCAAUACAUAUAAUGUUUAUACAAAACAAUAAAUGUAACCUUUAUUUAACUAGACAAGUCAGUUAAGAACCAAUUCUUAUUUACAAUGACGGCCUACUCCAGCCAAAUCCGGACGACGCCGGGUGAAUUGUGCACUGCCCUAUGGAACUCCCAAUCACGGCCAGAUGUGAUACAGCCUGGAUUCAAACCAGGGACUGUAGUGACGUAUCCUGCACUGCGAUGCAGUGCCUUAGACCGUGGCGCCACUCGGGAGGCCUAAUAUUACUUGUGUUCUAAUUAAACUUCCAUUGUAA